This is a messenger RNA of Hyalella azteca, 1486 nucleotides long. Its product is annotated as DNA translocase FtsK-like. The transcript has 3 exons. NCBI's taxonomy places the organism in Eukaryota, Metazoa, Arthropoda, Malacostraca, Amphipoda, Hyalellidae. The coding region runs from base 122 to 1087 and encodes 321 amino acids. The record is from RefSeq and is a predicted model, not a curated record.
CAGAGCUGUUACUACUUUCAAAUUUUUUGCAUUUACUACUUUGUCUUUGUGACUGUUUCAUGAAUUUUGACUAUCAAUAAGUUUCAGUUUAACUUGGAACAAUCUAAAUCUAAUACAAAUCAUGAUUAACAAAAUGAAAGAGUGCAGUGUUGUGAUGCACAAACUUUCUGAUGCUGCAGUGAAGAGGGGCUGGCAUGAUGGGCUGAAUCUUGCCCAAAUGUCUCCUGUGGUGCACAAGGAUGAAUUGGAUGCUACACAGACUAGUGGUUCAUCUCUACUCCCAGGCAUGGUGGCAGGGAGCCUCAAGAAAGAGCCUGAAUAUGAGGGAGAGGACAUAACUGUGAAGGAGGAGCCUGUGUACGAAGCAUAUAUAACUGUGAAGGAGGAGCCUGAAUAUGAGGGAGAGGACAUAACUGUGAAGGAGGAGCCUGAAUAUGAGGGAGAAGACAUAACUGUGGAGGAGGAGCCUGAAUAUGAGAGAGAGGACAUAACUGUGAAGGAGGAGCCUGAAUAUGAGGGAGAGUACAUAACUGUGAAGGAGGAGCCUGAAUAUGAGAGAGAGGACAUAACUGUGAAGGAGGAGCCUGAAUAUGAAGGAGAGGACAUAACUGUGAAGGAGGAGCCUGAAUAUGAGGGAGAGGACAAACCUGUGGAGGAGGAGGCAUGUGGCAUCAAUGAGAAGUGCGUGAGGAGAGAGCAGCCCGCACCCGAGGGCGCCCCUGACGACGCUGCUGGCAGUGGCGGCGUCUCUGCAGCGUCCUGCUCCCAGCACCGCACCAACAGGCCUACGUCUCUGCAGCGUCCUGCUCCCAGCACCGCACCAACAGGCUUGCGGGUUCCCAGGUUGGAUUUGUUGAGGCCGAAGCUGCAGCCCAACAGCAGCAGCGCCGUGCAGAUGAGCAGGCAACCGCAAAGCCACACUCAUGCUCGCACUGUGCAUUUGGCUGCAGUUCAGAGCAGCAACUGCAGCAACACAUUCGUGCAGAAUAUUCGAGAGAAUUGUCAGACCGAUGCUCUAAAUGUGAACAUAGUUGUUCCAGUAAACAAAAUCUCGAAUACAACAUUCCUUCGAAGCAUUCAUCUGUAAAGCCUCCAAGUUGCGCGGAACGUGAAUAUUCAUGUGCCAUUAAAGACGAUUUGAAAUCACAUAUACCGCGCAAGCUUUCAUCUCAUAAAGCUUUUAGGUGCUCUAAAUGUGAAUAUACUUGCUCCAGUAAAUAUAAUCUUAAAAGCCAUGUACUUUACAAACAUUCAUCACAGAAACCUCUUAGGUGCUCUGAAUGUGAUUAUUCUUGCGUCUCUAGAUACAACUUAAAAUCGCAUUUAUUACGCAAGCAUUCAUCUCAGAAGCCUUUGAGGUGCUCAAAAUGUGAAUAUUAUUGUGUUUUUAGAAAUGAUUUAAAGUUUCAUUUACAGGGAACGCAUUCAUCUAUGAAUCCUCUCAGAUGCUCGGAAUGUCAAUAUUCUUGUGUCAGAAAAAGUGAUC